CUCCAGAAAGAGAUAGAAUCGAAGAUGAAUGCACCACCAACAUUUGAAUCGUUUCUUUUAUUUGAUGGAGAAAAAAAAAUAACAAUUGAGAAGGAUACCAAAGUUCCCAAUGCCGCCAUAUUUACUGUCAAUAAGGAGGAUCACACGUUAGGGAACAUGAUCACAGCACAGCUUAGGAAGGAUCCACAGGUUUUGUUUGCUGGCUACAAAAAUCCACAUCCCUUGGAGCACAAGUUUGUCCUGAGGGUACAGACCACGGCUGACUACAGUCCACAGGAGGCUAUCACCCACGCCAUAACCGAUCUCAUCUCAGAGUUCUCUCUGUUAGAGGAGAGAUUUAAGGAGGCUGUCCGUGAGAAACAGGAGGGAGAUCUGAUAUAGAGAAAUUCAACAAUCUGGCUUCAUUAAAGAAAACAAAAAACUUCAAAGACAAUGUGUUCAGAAACAGGGCAUGAAAAGUUUUCAUGAAAAGAUUGGCCUUUUUAUGAAAAUUUACAACAUUAGCAGGAUAUGGAGGAGAAACUUUGUAGGAGAUUAUAUGGAGUUAAGGAACUUCAUUGAUUAUCUGUGAGCAUCUCUCAGAGGGUGUGUUUGUUCUGUGUUGAAGAGUGACCAUGUGACAGAAAGUAUGUAGUAUUGUAAGACUGAGAGUUGAUUAGUGAAUGUGAAGAUUUGGAAUGAUUGAUGUUUAAUGUGCCCGUGUUGUCAUUUUUAAAUUAAGAGAACUCUGAUACUCCAUUGAUUAAGCAAUCACCUCACAUUAAGUGAGACACCACUGAUUGUGUCAUAUUUAGUGAAUGAUAGGAGGAUUUUUAUUGUAUAUAAGGAUUUUGUUAUAAAUCUGUGUUUAUAGAAUUACUGACAUUCAGUGUAACUUUAUCACCAGUUUAUACAUGUAUAUAAGGAAUGAGAAAUUGUUUUUUGAAAAUGAUGAGUUAGAGAUAAAACUUUAUAAAAAUAAAAAUUGAACUGCUUUGAUUUGAUAUGCUGGCAUUAAUGAAGAAAUGAAGUCCCAAAAAAAUAUUUCAAAGAAUGGUGGUUUCUAUUAUGACCAUAAAAAUAAAAAGUUGAACUACA
Molecule: messenger RNA, 1077 nt
Organism: Saccostrea echinata
Lineage: Eukaryota; Metazoa; Mollusca; Bivalvia; Ostreida; Ostreidae
Product: DNA-directed RNA polymerase II subunit RPB11-a-like
Exons: 4
Coding region: 25-381 (118 amino acids)
Biological process (GO): transcription by RNA polymerase II
Cellular component (GO): RNA polymerase II, core complex
Molecular function (GO): protein dimerization activity; DNA binding
Source: RefSeq, a predicted model, not a curated record